Rhipicephalus microplus (southern cattle tick) is the source of this 5001-nucleotide messenger RNA. RefSeq names its product multidrug resistance protein mrp-7. Gene Ontology annotation, biological process: transmembrane transport. The record is from RefSeq and is a predicted model, not a curated record. Gene Ontology annotation, molecular function: ATP binding; ABC-type transporter activity; ATP hydrolysis activity. NCBI's taxonomy places the organism in Eukaryota, Metazoa, Arthropoda, Arachnida, Ixodida, Ixodidae. Gene Ontology annotation, cellular component: membrane.
CAUUAUAACGACCACUGCAGGUGAAGAGACGUUGCUGACCUUUACGGCGAUCGUCAGCGCAGCGCCUCGGCUGAUUGGCAUACGGAGCCGUUAGCUGGAACAUCGAUUUUUUUCCUUCGAUUACACAACGCAGGCCUGAACUUUUGCUGUUGUGCCGUUGCAGAACCGACGUCCAUGCGAUGGAAACAGUCUCAGAGGUAGCAUCCACGGACCUGCCAUCCGUGGUAGCGGCGCAAGGGCUCACCUGCUUCAGCCUUGGUGCGGCCGUACUACUUGCACGUCAGCAGGUUCGUCACAACAACUACCCGAGCGCACCUGGUGGACCGCGCUUCACAUUGCUCGACGUCGCGCAAACGAUUCUGGCGUUAUGUUCCGCGGUACUGGCCUUCCUCAAGGGAAUUUACGUGCUGGAAGGCAAAUGGACGCUCGCGUUUCUAAACACAUCUACUCUUCGGUUGGCUACUUCGGCCUUCGCCAUGGCGGCCACAUUUAUCACCUUGCUGCUGGUUUUCCUGGGAAGGCUUCGUCGUAGCCUUCCACCUUCUGGCCUCUGCUGCGCACUGUACGGGGCACUGACCGUCGCCGCCGUGGUGGACCUGGUUCGUUUUCUCGAGCGGAUUCACAACGCCGAGGAUAUCCACAUUACUGAUGUGGAGCUUCAGAAGCCGGUGAUGGUGGUCAGUGUUUUGCUAACGUUUACGACCAUCGGAAACUUCGUCAUCGCUGGUCUCCAGGACACUGUGUUUGCGAAGUCCUCCCGUGUCAAGAUACCUUCCGGUCCCAAGAACGAAGAUGACAUGUCACCAUUUGGAAAGAUUAUUGUCGCUGCCCUCUUCCCCCUCUUUCGAGAGCAGAUCCGUGGAACCAAAGACAUGGACUCUGAAUUUCCAGAGCUGAGACGUGGAAUGAGGUGUAAGGACUUGGUGACGUACCUCAACACGUUCAUCACACGCGGAAAAAAGGACGUCAUCAGGCGUCGCGUCUUCUUGAAGUCUAUGAUUGGCGUCCUCUGGGUGGACGUGGUCCGAGUCACCGUCUGCACAUUGGCUUAUUUCGGAUGUCUACUUGCCAGGGUGCCUGCACUCGAGCUACUAAUGGCCAGCUCCACCCGAGGAGACAUGACGGCGGCGGCCAUCUUGCUGGUUGCGGUCAGCGCGGCCGAGUAUCUAGUGUCGGUCUAUCAUAUGGACAUCAUCAUCGUGUUCGGUUGCCGCAUGCGAGCCAUGAUGCAGGGGGCCAUUUUUAACAAGGCGGUCCACAUGCCUGCGACCAUGAGGAACACCUACCCGACCGGCGCCGUGGUGUCUCUGCUGGCGGUGGACUGCGGCACACUGGCGCUUAGCGUGAUGGUGUUCCCCAUGCCAAUUGGUGGACUCAUCACCAUGCCCGUGGUACUCUGGCUCCUUGCCGAGAGAGCGGGCACCUACCCCACACUCUGCUGCUUGGCCUGGAUGAUCGCGGUCUUCUUGAUGCCUUUCGGCGCGUUCAAGUUCCAGAGAAAGUUUUGGCAACGGCAAAUGAAAGCCCGGGAUGAACGCAUCAAGAGUCUGUCAGACCUGUUUGCAUCCAUUCGAACGGUGAAGAUGUACGCCUGGGAAGAGGCCCUUCAGGAGACGGUGCACCGCUUGCGCAACGUCGAGCUGUCUUGGCUGUUCCGGGCGAACCUACUGGACGGUGUGCUGGAUUCCGUCUACACAGCCUCAACCUCUGUGCUGACGAUUAUCCUGUUUUCGGCACUGUAUUUCUUUGAGCCCGGCAUUCACUUGAAGCCAGAGCUGUCGUUUUCCUGCUUAUACCUGCUGUACGUGACCGAGCUGACGCUGUGUUCUACGGCGCUACUAUUCAGGAAUGGACGGCAGGUAGCACUGGGUCUCGGGCGCAUAUCAGAGUUCUGCACUCAGAUGGAUCAAGAAGAACACAAAGAGAAGGCGUCGUACGAGAUCUACAGAAAAGCCGGCCACGUGAACCUCAGAAAAUGCGGCUUCUCCUGGAGCAGCCCGAAGGAAGAGAUCAAGCAGGAUCACCUGAAGGCCGUCAACCUCGACGUGCGGCCGGGAUCCCUAGUGGGCGUCGUGGGCUUUGUCGGCAGCGGGAAGUCUUCUCUCCUCUCGGGGAUCCUGGGAGAGAUGCCCUGCACCGUGGGGCGCGUCGUUUGCACGGGUCGCAUCGCUUACGUGCCCCAACUGGCGCACGUGCACAACAUGACGGUUCGAGACAACAUACUGUACGGGCAACCGAUGGACUUCGACUUCUACGAGGAAGUGAUCGCCGGCUGCAGACUAAUCGACGACCUUAACAGGCUUCCAGCAGGGGACUUGACUGAGAUCGGCGAGAAGGGCGGCAACUUGAGUGGUGGUCAGAAGCAGCGGAUUUCGCUCGCACGAGCAGUUUACAGCCGCAGUGAUGUGUACCUCCUGGAUGAUCCACUCAGUAGUUUGGACCCCGUGGUCGGUAACGGCAUCUUCGAGACAGUCAUCGGAAACACUGGGUUCCUAGGCAACAAGACCCGCAUAAUGGUAUGCAACCAGGGUAGCUAUCUGCGCUACAUGGACAAGUUGGUGCUGGUUCAUGGCGGGAGCAUCCGCGUCUACACCAACGUUGAAGACCUACUCGCAGACCCGGACUCGCCGGAGACGCUGAGGGACACGGCACGUGCAGAAGUUAUGCAUUCAUGCGAAACCGAAGGGCCCGAAACUAAAGGAGGCCAAGAGAACGAAUCGGCUGGACGGGUCACCGAGAAAGAGCAGCAAGGUUCCAACAAGUCAGCGUUCAGCAUACUGUGUGCCUUGGUAGGGCUGUCCGGCUGGCAGGCUAUGGUGGCCCUGGUGGUAUUCGCAGUGAGCGCGACGCUUUUAACGCUCCAGCAGCUGUGGAUAAAAGUGUGGACAGACGUGUCAUCGGCGCACGACGAAGAGACCACGGAGCACGACAACGACUCGGCCCUCGAGGCACACCGCGCAUCUUGGGUCGGAGUGCUGGUUGCACUAUGCGUCUUUGACGUGGCUUGCCGUGUUGUCGGUGGCCUCCUGCUGGCGGGCAGCAGCCGCUGCCUGUCGUGGCGUUUGCACAGCGCCAUGCUUCAGCACGUGCUGGGUAGUCCGGUGUCGUUGUUUGACUCCUCACCACGUGGUCGCAUCCUGAACCGGUUCUCGGCCGACAUGGACUUCGUAGACUCUCGCACCUUCCUGAGCGGCAAGCAGAGUGUGCAGAGUGUGCUCUUCACCGUGGCAAAAGUGGUGGUCAUCGCCACCCAGUCGCCGAACGUUCUCCUCGUUGGCGCUCUUACAGUACUCAUCGUCUUCUUUGGACUGCGGCUGUCCGUGAGUGCCUCGUACAAAGCUCGCUUCUUCGAGAGUGUGGUGCUGUCUCGGCUGCUAGCGCACGUGACCGAGACCCUGGAGUGCCUGAGCAGCCUGCGGGCGUACGGCGUCGUUCGACGCACCUGCGACCGCUUCUGCCGCCUGGCGGAUGCCAACACACGUGGCUACUCGGCCUUCUGCGACACCUACAAGUUCACGCGCUUCAUCACCUCCACGUGUGGCUUCGUCGUCGUGCUGGCCACGCUGCUGCUCAACGUCGUCUUUGUCGACAAGUGGGACUCGAGCCGCAUCGGCCUCGCAAUGAGCUCAGCCUCUUCGGUUCCGCUUGCUAUGAUGUACCUGUGCGUGCUCCUGUUCAACAUGCUCCAGAUGGUGGUGAGCUUCGAGCGAUGUCUCGAGUACUCGGAGCUUCCAGCUGAGCCCGACUUAGCGGAAGAUGUGACGGACGAGAAAAAGGAAGCCCUGUUGCGUUCACUCUCGGACUGGCCAUCGGAUGGAGCGAUUGAGUUCAAAAACUACUCGGCCUCAUAUCGACCAGGAGUGUUGCCUAACGUCCUCAGCAAUGUAACGUUCACGGUGCUGCCCAUGGAGAAGGUCGGAGUAGUGGGCAGGACGGGUGCCGGGAAGUCCUCCCUAGUGCUGGCACUGCUGCGGGUGCUCAAGCCUUCCGAGGGACGAAUCCUGAUCGACGGCUUCGACAUCGCGGAUGUUCCGCUGAAAAAGCUCCGCAGUAGCAUUACUGUCAUUCCGCAGGAUCCAAGCCUUCUGAGAGGCACGCUGCGACACAAUCUCGACCCGACGAACUCGUACUCUGACGAGCAGAUCUGGAAAGUACUUGGACAGGUCCACCUCGUCAACGUGGUUUCAAGCAACUCCAAGAGACUUCUCCUGGAAACGGGCGACGGUGGUUCCAACCUAAGCGUGGGCCAGAGACAGCUGGUGUGCUUGGCGAGGGCCCUGCUGCGCAACAGCCGCCUUCUGCUUCUGGACGAGGCGACUUCGCAGAUGGACGGCGACACGGACAGCCUUAUUCAGAAGACGCUCAGGGAGAGCUUCGCCAAAUACACGCUGUUCACCGUCGCACACCGCCUGCACACGAUUCUCGACUACGACAAAAUACUUGUCAUGGAAGAUGGAAGAGUACGAGAGUUUGGCGCAGUGUCGACUCUACUGGACGACCCCGGCUCAGCGUUCCACGCCAUGGCGUUCGAGGCUGGCGUCCUGUCUGGAGAAGAUAUGUCCAGCACAAGCACGACAGCGCUUUGACUAUGAACAUUAAUUCUUGGUUUUACUUGGUGGAGUCCGAGCUGAACGGUUGUGUCGUCCGCAAUCUCCGAUGUCAACGUAGCUCUCGCCGAUCGCUGCCCCGUCUUCGGACUCCUUCUACCAUGUCCCCCAUCUGUCCUAUCUCUUUUCUCCUUCUUCUUCACUUGGGUGCUGUGAGUGCUCCACCUUUCUAUAUCUUUAUGAAAGACGAUAGUCUUUUUUGGCGACCCUUCACGCAACAAUUUUGGUCUGUCUGGCUGUCUGUACAUUUGUCUGUUUGUCCGCUUUUAAUGGUACCCUAAACGGCACCAAAGUGGCCAAACGAUACUCCAAACGGCCGAAUUCAUCUGCAACAUCCACCACCAUUGCUCAAGACUCGCCGUUCAUACUUGUGUGAUUGUCGAUUAAAAGCAGU